Molecule: messenger RNA, 1601 nt
Organism: Pecten maximus
Lineage: Eukaryota; Metazoa; Mollusca; Bivalvia; Pectinida; Pectinidae
Exons: 10
Coding region: 249-1601 (450 amino acids)
Source: RefSeq, a predicted model, not a curated record
GCUCAACACCCCACAUCGUUUCAGCGGCUGCUGAAGUUUCUUUGGAAACUGUCAGAUGGAGAGGAUCACCAAGUUAAUACAACACCAGAAAAGCUGUACCUACAAGUAACUCCAAUAUGAAAAGAAGGAUGGCCGAAAAAGCUAGUUUGAUGAUGAUCCAGGAGUGAGUAGAGCAAAACCCAACAUAUCAAGCCAUUUGUCCAUGACAGAGCGUGAACAGACCAAGCAAACACAAGGUUUGUAAGAAAAUGGCUGCAUCCUCAUCAGACAAUAGGGAAAAGGCCACAGAGAUCCAUAAUGUACUGGUUGAUCAUUUGGAUCAACAUCUUAAGCCACAAGAUUUCAUACGACUGAAAGAGCUUUUUAGGGAUUGUCCUUUUACUCGUAGAGACUUAAAUGACAUUCAGAAUGUUAAUGACCUAUUUGAACGUCUUACCAACUAUACGAAAAUUGAUUUGGGAAGCUACGAAACAAUUAUAUCAAAGUUGGAGGUUAUUAAUCGUCAACAGGCUACAUAUGUGGAGGAACAACAAAGACGAAUUCAGGAAAUCCUGAAUGAAGGACCACCGGCAGCAAAGAAACCUAGAACCGAAAGAGAUGGAAACCAGAUUAGAGCAAAAGAAAUGGCUAUUUCGACGCAUGAGCUAAUAUAUGAGAUACAGGAAGAAUCUGAUGCAGCAUUCAUAAAAUGUAGCGUGGAUCCUGUACCAAACAGUAUUGAAUGGAAAAGAGACAAAAUGCCAUCACCAAAGAAAAGAGUUGUUAUUGACAAUGAUAAAUACUUUUCUGGUGUGGAAUCGCCUACACUUGUGAUAAGAAACCCAAACAAACCAGUGGAUGAAGGUUACUACCAAUGCACGGCAGAGGCCAAUGGAAAAUCAGUGGAUGGAGAUAUUGUACAACUUAAAGUGUUUGCUGUCGAACCAGGAGCGAGCAGAGCAAACACCAACAUAACAAGCCAUUCGUCCUUGACAGAGCAUGAGCAGAACCAGCCAACACAAGGUCUUGUUGCUGUGAUGGAAGACGUUACUGCUGUGAGUGAAGACGUCACUGCUGUGCAGGAAGAAGUAACUUCUGUGAUUGAAGAUGUCACUGCUGUGAAGGAAGACGUCACUACUGUGAGUGAGAACGUCACUGCUGUGAGUGAAGACGUCACUACUGUGAGUGAAGACGUUACUGCUGUGAAGGAAGAAGUAACUACUGUGAGUGAAGACGUCGCUGCUGUGAAGGAAGACGUUACUGCUGUGAGUGAAGACGUCACUGCUGUGAAGGAAGAAGUAACUAAUGUGAGUGAAGACGUCACUGCUGUGAAGGAAGACGUUGCUGCUGUGAGUGAAGACAUCACUGCUGUGAGUGAAGACGUCACUGCUGUGAAGGAAGACGUUACUACUGUGAGUGAAGAUGUCACUGCUGUGAUGGAAGAUGUCACUGCUGUGAGUGAAGACGUCACUGCUGUGAAGGAAGACGUUGCUGAUUUGAGUGAGUACGAUACAGCUAUGAGGAAAGGCGUUGCUGCUGUGAAGAAAGAUGUCAGUGCCAUGAGACAUUUUUCAUUCACAAAGGAAGGUAUGAUACACUCUGGGGCUUGGGUGUUGGUAUAA